Molecule: messenger RNA, 1152 nt
Organism: Symbiodinium natans
Lineage: Eukaryota; Dinophyceae; Suessiales; Symbiodiniaceae
Source: the annotation of a GenBank genome assembly
AUGCGUGCGGUGUGCGCCUUUCAUUUGGGCUGUGAUGCGUCGGUCGACCCAAGUCCAGCCUCAGUUUCACACUGCCUGGUGGCUCUCGGAUCCACGAUGGCGGUCCCCAAAAACGUGGCAGACCUGAUGGAUGAGAUAAACAAGCUGAGCACCCCCGACUUCGACUGCAUCUGUGAGCAGAUCGACAAAGCUCGUAAGGAGCGCAAGAUGAACGUGAUUAUGGUGACCGUCAGCCAGCUCGAUGGCACGCAUCUACUCGGACCAGAGCUGAUGCCAGCGUCCACUUCGGCAGGACAGCUUAGCAAUCGUUUCUCGCGUGUGCAACCAAAUGAAGUGAUGGAGUUUGUGGUCGGCACAACAUUCCUUCAGCCAACAGACACACUGGCCAGCCUGGGAGAGGAGUUCAAGGGUACGCUAUACCUUGUCCGGCGUCCUGAGCGGAUGAAGAUUGAGCCACACCGACGAAUGCGCGGAUUAUUCGUGGCUAGCCUGACUCUUGGUACUUCCGACAUUCUCGUUGUUCCAGGAGGAGCUUGCUUUGCUCAUGAGACCGUCUAUCAGCCUGGGCUAGACCAGGGCAGGGCCGAGCUGGAAGAGCUGCAGGUGCCAGAGGUGACCUUCCGUUCUUGGAACCCGUUCUGUUCUUACAUCGCGGCAGCAAUCGUUAAUGGAAUUAGCGCAGCUCCAAAAUGGAAGGAUGCGCGCGUGUUGGCUGUUGGCCUGCCCGCUCUUGAGCUGACUUACCUGUCAGACUUGGUGGGUAAGGGCGGUGCUGUUGUACGCACACGAUCAGAGCCCCUCGAAGCUGGAGCAGUCGGCAAGCUGAGGCAACACUGGCCGAACGUGCAAGAACUGGUUGACCUCCCUGAUGACAUAGGCAGAUUUCAUGCCCUGCUGAUCCACGGAGAUGUAGAGGCUAGCCAGCCGGUACUGGAUAAUGUCAAGACGCUCCUCUUUCCAGGUGCAGUGGUGAUGUGGUCUAGAGAGAUUGCUCCUGGUCCUGGUAGUAAAUACCCUGAGGAGGAGUUUGCUCGAACUGUUCAAAGCAUGAAGCAGGCUGGCCUAAGACCAAAAGAGCAGGUGACGCUGGAGCCUUUCUUUCACGGCUCUGCUCUGAUUGUGUCGGGGACUGGCAAAGACUGGCCGGCGUAA